AUGUCUGCUCAAAGCACACAUAGUAUUAAAGAAGAUUCAGAUAAUGCCAGCUCAAAAGAUCAGCCUCGUUUCUACCAACGAUGCUUAUCGACUGCCUACGCUAUCUUGACUCGUUACUUUUUCUUAUUUGGGUUGGGUGUUGUGAUUGGGUUAGCCUGGGCCUUUCCAAGUGUAGGCAAAUCCAAUGGUGAUAUUAAAGCACAAUACACUGUUAAAUGGGGAGCAGUCAUUGUGAUUUUUUUACUUUCGGGCCUUGGUCUUGAAGUCAGUGUGAUGUUGAGAACAAUGUUGCGCUGGCGACUUCAUUUGGUCGUACAAGUCAUCAGUUUUAUUGUAUUGCCCUUUGUUAUGUAUGGUGUGGUUCGUUUCUUUGUAUGCGUCCAUGCUGAUUUGGAUCCUACUGUCUAUAAAGGUUGGAUAAUUGCCUUAUCUACAAGUACGACAGUGUCUUCAAAUGCAGUCAUGACUCGAAAUGCGAAUGGCAACGAUGGAGCAGCUGUAUUGAAUGCUGCUCUGGGCAAUAUCUUGGGUAUUUUUAUUUCGCCCGCACUUAUGACAGCUUUUCAAAACGAUCCCAUUGUGUUUGAACCUGGCACAGACCGUGGUAAUCCCGAUUAUCUAAGUAUUUUGAAGAAUUUAGGUUGUACUGUACUAGCUCCACUAGUGGUAGGUCAAGUCUUGCGCUACUGGUUUCCUGCCCGGGUCAAGUAUUUAGCGGCAAAAUGCAAGUUUCCGAUCAUCAACACAUUAGCCCUCUUGGCACUUGUCUGGUCCGUCUUUUCCGAUAGUCGGGCAAGUGAUGCAUUCUCAAACACAGGAGGUGUGGAUAUUGUAGCGAUCAUCUUUGUCGAUAUCGCCAUGUAUCUCUUUGGCUGUAGUAUCUGUCUGUUUGUAGCUCGCUUACCUUGGCCUACUCGCUAUCGAAAAGAACCUAUAUGGGUCACUCGUUGGCGAUUCUCUCGAAAAGAUGCUGUUGCCAUCAUGUAUUGUGGUGCUACAAAAACAGUCUCGAUGGGUAUUCCAUUGAUCAAUGUUUUAUAUGCACAAAGUAGUUAUGGUAUCAUGGGUGUCUUGUCUCUUCCUUUGUUGAUGUAUCAUAUAUUUCAACUUGUUAUUGGUAAUCUUCAGGUGCCAUUGUUAAAGAAAUGGAUUGAAGAAGAAAAUGAGAUUACACAAACAACUGAGCAAGUCUUGCCAAGAAAUUCAAGUGACUGUACACCAUCGUCUACUAUGCGAAGAAGAGAAUAA
This is a messenger RNA of Gilbertella persicaria, 1248 nucleotides long. Its product is annotated as putative sodium bile acid cotransporter. Lineage: Eukaryota; Fungi; Mucoromycota; Mucoromycetes; Mucorales; Choanephoraceae. The coding region runs from base 1 to 1248 and encodes 415 amino acids. The transcript has 5 exons. The record is from RefSeq and is a predicted model, not a curated record. Gene Ontology annotation, cellular component: plasma membrane.